CAGAAAUUUUCAAGCGGCUAAUCAAACAAACCGAUCAAUCGAUCGCACGCACCGCAACUUGUCAUCACUGCCCCGGUCGCACCUUUGCUGGUCCGAUCAAACCUGUAAGAUUGCUAGAUGCAAGAGAUCGUAUCCUAAAUAUAAUUCAUCAAAAUCUUAUCACCCUGCACGAUCAGAGGGCAAUCCGACCCCCCUUUUUCGUCCAAUUGAUCACUUGAUCGGUCACCAGGGGGUAAGCUUCAGCAGUGGGACGGACCAUGGAAGGAGCUGGCGAUAGCUUCACGUCGGCCCCAACCACCACCCGCCUCCACAUCACCCCUCUAGACCCUGAUUUGCUCAAGGUCAUCGUCCCCGCCAAGGUCAUCCCCGUCGCUUCGAACAUCUCGUACCAUACCCUCGAGACCUUCCCCGAAAAGCGCUACGGCUUCGUCGAGCUGCCGACCGAGGAGGCCGACCGGAUCAAGAGGAAGCUCAACGGCGCCGUCCUGAAGGGCGUCAAGAUCAGGAUCGAAAAGGCCAGGCAGAGUAAGGAGGAUAUCAUCAUGGCGCGGCGAAAGGAGGAGGAGCGGUCCGGCGACAAGGACAAGAAGACCAAGAAGGAGAAGGCACCCAAGGAGAAAAAGGAUCGCAGCAAGAAGCGCAAGAGGGAUGAUGAGGAGAUUGUCGGCGUGGAGCUCGAGGAGGGUCGCAAGGUCAAACGCGGUUGGACCGUUUCGCCCAAGGAAGCACAGGAGGCCAAGUCCAAAGACAAGAGCAAGAAGAAGGAUAAGGAUAAGGACAAGUCCAAAGACAAGAAGAAGCGCAAGGAGCAAAAGUCCGUCUACACUGAAGGGCCCGAGUGUCUGAUCAGGGCGGUGCUGCCAGCAGCAGCUUCUGUUGAACAGGAUGGCUCGAUUAAGAAGCGGAAAAAGAAGGACAAGACUGUCGUGAUUCACGAGUUCAAGAAGACCAAGACGUUCCCAACAUUCUUGAAAAGCUCCACAUCGUCAAAGUCUGUCCCAACAGAGUACGUGGAGGGCACUGGCUGGGUCGAUCAGGAGGGUAAUGUUGUGGAGGCGGUGCGGUCGACGCGAUCUACAGCUAAGCGGAAGGAAAAGUCGGCGUCUCCAGAUGCGUCCUCGGCAGCGGAGGACGAUACACAAGACGAUCUCAAGCCAGCGCCUACAGAGCCGGAAGCUGAGGAUACCACAAGUUCCAGUGGCAGCGACACGUCUUACGACGAGGAAAGCGAGGAAGACCCGAACGAGAUACCACCGUCGAGGAAAUUUAAACUGGAUUCCAUAUCUAUCCCGGAGACGCCUUCACCUACAAAAGAUGAUGCCUCGAGUGCGGUCUCCAAAACACAUUCGCCUCGACCCAAGUCUGCAAGCUCCGUCAUGAGCCUGAAAAUCAAGAUACCGCCCGCUACACCCGUCACCCCGGGCAAGGCAGCCACGGUCCACCCACUGGAGGCACUUUACAAGCGUCCGAAGCCUGACGGCAAGGAGGCCGCGGCUGUCUCCGAGGAGAAGCCUGGUUUCACUUUCUUUGGAGGGGAAGAUUUUGAUGAUCAGGAUAUGGACGACGAAGGCGGCAGUGGCAGUGGCAGUUUACAGCCACCCAUGACGCCGUUUACGCGCCAGGAUUGGGAACACCGCAAUAUUCGCAGCGCGGCACCGACGCCGGAUACGGCGCAUCACAAUCGCAGCUUCAAGUUCUGGCCGCCACCUGGUGAGGAGGAUGAUAUUGCCGAAGACGAAGAGGAGGAUGGAGAUGACGACAACGAAGCUGAUGAUAACGGCUCUGCGUCUGAAGCAGCCGUUGCGAGCGGCGACAAGGCGCCCACCUCGGACUUCCAGAAAUGGUUUUGGGAGAACCGUGGUGAUCUUAAUCGCUCCUGGAAGAAGAGGAGAAAGCUCGCGGGCAAGGAGAAGAGGUAUAGAGAGAAUCGGUCGCGGGCAAGCAGGGCCAUCUAACGGGUGGCUUUCGGGUUCCUCUGCUACUUUUAUUACGUGGAUGAUAGUAUGGGCAGCCAUCAUGUCUCGGCAGAUAUUUUCUAGAGUAUCCAUGGUUACACUCUGCGGUUGGAUGGACCUGGGAUACAGAUUGUCCACCCGCGCUGAAGGCGCAUAAUAUCAAGGAUUAUUAUUCAUCAUCACGUUUGGCCGGCGAGCGCGCAUCCAUUGCGAACAGAAUUAAUGCGAUAACUUGGGUGUUAAUAGCUAGCUAAGUCAACUAAGCCGGUAACAUUGCGAUUGCAGAUGACGCAAAGAUAUAUACUCC
Messenger RNA from Pyricularia oryzae 70-15, 2262 nucleotides. RefSeq lists its product as uncharacterized. Gene Ontology annotation, molecular function: nucleic acid binding. NCBI's taxonomy places the organism in Eukaryota, Fungi, Ascomycota, Sordariomycetes, Magnaporthales, Pyriculariaceae. The transcript has a single exon. Bases 258 to 1955 code for a protein of 565 amino acids. The record is from RefSeq and is a predicted model, not a curated record.